CCGUUCACAGGGUGACGAUGAGUGUCCUUGGUGAUGGGAUGCCUUUGGCCCCACUCACGGGAGAGGAAAUAGUCGGCAUUGGAGUCGGCGUCAAAGAAGAGCUCAGCAAAGAUUUCCCCGAAGAUGCAUGCUUGGAAAUUAAAGAGGAACCACUUGAUUAUGGAGAUGAAACAAGAAAUGAUGUGUGUAACAUGAAAGUGAUACAUGAAAGUCAUUUUUUUCAUAACCUUCAUGAUCUAAGACAUGAGGCACAUGCAAAAGACUCAUGUAACUUGGUUAAAGAUUGUAAUGACAUGUCAAAAGUGCCCUUUGGGGCUAAGGACUGUGGGAAGACGUGUUCAUCAGAUGGGGUUCAAGUGAUGUAUGAGGAAAGACUGAAGGAAGAACCACAACUAAAAGUGGAAUCCAUAAGGAAAUGUUUUGCAUGUGAGGUGUGUGGCAAGGAAGUGUCUCAAAAGAGUCACAUCAACUUUCACAUGGGAGUCCACACAAAUGAAAAGCCAUACAACUGUGAGAUUUGCAAUAAGACAUUCCCAUCCAAAAGCGAUUUAGAAAAGCAUGUUGACGUACACACAGAGGGGAAGCCAUACAACUGUGAGAUUUGCAACAAGGCCUUCCCAUAUGAAUCUAGUUUUUUUAAUCAUAUGACAAUGCAUACAGAUGAGAAACCAUUCCGCUAUGAACUUUACAACAAGUCCAUCUCACAGAAGCAUAAUCUGGUGAAGAACAUGAGAAAACAUAUAGCUGUGACACUUGCAGAGAAGCCAUACAAUUCUCAAAUUUGUAACAAAGACUUCUCAAGCAAAUCUAAAGUAGCAAUUCAUAUGAGAGUACAUACAAAGGAGAAGCCAUACAAAUGUGAGAUUUGUAACAAGAACUUUUCGCAUAGAGCUAAUCUAGCGCGUCAUAGGAGAUUGCACACAGAGGAGAAGCCAUACAGUUGUGAGAUUUGUAACAAAGGUUUUUCAGAGAAAUAUCGUCUAGAAAGUCACAUGAGAAUUUGCAGUAAAGACUUCUCAGAAAAAUCGAACCUAAUAAUCCACAUGAGAGUACACAGAAAAGAGAAGCCAUACAGCUGUGAGAUUUGCAAUAAGGCCUUCUCAUUAAAAAGUAAUCUAGUAAGCCACAUGAGAGUUCAUACACAGGAGAAACCAUAUAGCUGUGAGAUUUGCAAUAAAGACUUCUCAUAUAAAUCUAGCCAAAUACAACAUAUGAGAGUACAUAUGAAGGAGAAGCCAUGCAUCUGUGAGUUUUGCAAUAAGGGUUUCUCACAGAAAGGUAGUCUAGUGGGACAUAUAAGAAUACAUACAAAGGAAAAGCCAUACUGCUGUGAGAUCUGUAAUAAGGUCUUUGCUUUGAAAGGUGGUUUAGUAAAGCACACUAGAGUACAUACGAAGGAUAACCCAUAA
Molecule: messenger RNA, 1409 nt
Organism: Penaeus monodon (black tiger shrimp)
Lineage: Eukaryota; Metazoa; Arthropoda; Malacostraca; Decapoda; Penaeidae
Product: zinc finger protein 271-like
Exons: 3
Coding region: 18-1409 (463 amino acids)
Biological process (GO): regulation of transcription by RNA polymerase II
Molecular function (GO): RNA polymerase II cis-regulatory region sequence-specific DNA binding; DNA-binding transcription factor activity
Source: RefSeq, a predicted model, not a curated record